AUGGCCUCAACAGCGACAAAAACAACAUCAACAUCCACAACAACAAUCAAGACCGACGCUUCGUCAACCCUCAUCGGUCCUCUCACCACCACUUUCUCUCCUCCCAGCUCUUGCUUCAACUAUUUCCUGCCCACCAGUGUCGACCCGACGGGAGUAACAUCGUGGUGGCUCAAUCUCGGCCCUCUCAAGACCGCCGACUGUCUACCUCCUGGCUGGGGAGCUUCAGCCUGGUAUUCCCCGGCAGUAUGUCCCACCGGCUAUGCGGCCAUUGUCGACAAAAUCGUCAACAGUGAGACCCAAGCCGUGUGCUGUCCAAACUUCGACGGCCAGACCUAUACCACCCGCAGUCAACCAGACAACAGCGCCGACUUUGCCUACUGGCACUCGACAGAGCGAUGCUAUUCGCUUCAAACCACCGGCACCUCACUCAUCAACGUGACCAGACCGGCCCUCGACGAUGCAACCACCAGUGAAUCCACCAAAGUAAUGACAUCCGGCGAACUCGUCAACGCCUUUGGUAUCUCCGUCCGCUGGAAGGAUGGCGAUCUUGCAACUGCCCCUGCGACGGUCUCAGCUACCCCCACCGCCACAAGCUCCUCCGAAUCAUCUUCCUCCCCCAUUUCCGCCUCCAACACAGGUCUAUCCAGUGGCGCAAAGGCAGGCAUCGGCGUUGGUGUUGCCAUCGGCGCGAUCGCCAUCAUCGCUUUCGCACUGGCUUUCUUCUUCCUCCAGCGAAAGAAGCGGAAGGCCGCGGCCGUGCCUGCGGGUCAACCAUACAUGGGAGGUCCAGGUUAUUACGCCCCUGUGUACGAGCAGCCGUCGCAUAUGGAUGAGCUGGCUGCUGCUAGGCAAAAGGCCGCUACUGCGUAUUAUAAGCCUGAGCUGUCUGGGGAUGCGGUGAAUACUAUGCAAUCGCCGCAACCGGCUGAGCUUCAUGCACGGACGACGCCGGUUGAGAUUGAUGGGGGGAAUGCGCGAUAA
Molecule: messenger RNA, 981 nt
Organism: Aspergillus wentii DTO 134E9
Lineage: Eukaryota; Fungi; Ascomycota; Eurotiomycetes; Eurotiales; Aspergillaceae
Exons: 2
Coding region: 1-981 (326 amino acids)
Source: RefSeq, a predicted model, not a curated record